GCGUGUGCUUGCAGGGAGACCGCAGAGUUGGCGUUGAGUUCGCUGAGACAGGAUCGUAUUCACCGGACGUUAGUCUAAUUAGUCACAUUCGUAUAUAUAAGGAUAGACAAGGGAGCAGCUCCGCGUCCAGACAUGAAGUUCUUAGUGUUGGUCGCCGUCUUCGGCUUUAUUUGCCUGGCUGUCACCACAGCAAAACAUUACGAUAAGAGACAAACCCCCGCUGAGGCCGCCGCCAAGACAGCCGCUACCGCGGCAGAAGCAGCACGCAAGACAGCGGCCGACGCCGCAGAAGCAGCACGCAAGACAGCCGCCAACGCCGCAGAAGCAGCAAGUAAGACCCGUGGUAAGAGACAAACCCCCGCCCAGGCCGCCGCCAGGACAGCCGCCGACGCAGCAGAAGCAGCACGCAGGACAGCCGCCACCGCCUCCGAAGCAGCACGCAGGACAGCUGCCAAUGCCGCAGAUGCAGCACGCCGGACAGCCGCCAACGCUGCGGAUGCGGCACGCAGAGGCUAGCAGCAGCCUAGCAGCAG
This is a messenger RNA of Dermacentor silvarum, 533 nucleotides long. RefSeq names its product ice-structuring protein 4-like. Gene Ontology annotation, molecular function: ice binding. The transcript is spliced from 3 exons. The record is from RefSeq and is a predicted model, not a curated record. Lineage: Eukaryota; Metazoa; Arthropoda; Arachnida; Ixodida; Ixodidae. The coding region runs from base 133 to 516 and encodes 127 amino acids.